This is a messenger RNA of Cryptomeria japonica (Japanese cedar), 938 nucleotides long. Its product is annotated as 3'-N-debenzoyl-2'-deoxytaxol N-benzoyltransferase. The coding region runs from base 91 to 795 and encodes 234 amino acids. The record is from RefSeq and is a predicted model, not a curated record. The transcript has 2 exons. Lineage: Eukaryota; Viridiplantae; Streptophyta; Pinopsida; Cupressales; Cupressaceae.
AACCAUCACCAUUUGCUUACUGAAUCCUUUUAGGCAAUUAAAGAAAAAAUGUUUUCAUUAUAAUAGAGAAGGCAGGGUUAGCAGAGUUUAAUGAGGAUUGUGGAGAGUUGCCUUGUGCAACCAUGCCUGCCUUCGCCCAGAGGCACUCUCUAUCUCUCCAGACUUCACAACCAGCCAGUUGUGAGAAUGGCAGUUAAUAUGUUGCUUGUGUAUGAGGGCUGUGCAAAUGUUUUGCCAGAUCCUGCAAAAACAAUCCGACAUGCUCUAUCAAAGGCAUUGUUGUAUUAUUAUCCUCUGGCUGGGAGAUUGAGAAAGAAAGAAGAUGGGAAGUUUCAAGUGGAGUGCACAGGAGAAGGUGUUCUUUUUCUGGAAACCCUGGUAGAUAAGAGCCUGUCGAUCCUUGGAGAUUUGGAGCAGCUGAAACCAUCAUUUAAGCAGCUGAGUUUUAGGUUCCUUUUCGAUACAGCUCUAGAGGACGUGCAUCCCAUGGUUCUCCAGGUAAACCAUUUCACAUGUGGAGGUUUUGUUGUAGAAGUGACUUUCCAUCAUAUGGUACAUGAUGAACGAGGGGUUGCAAAAUUUCUCAUAGAUCUUGGAGAGAUGGCUAAGGGUCAUGUUAAGUCAUUUAUCGAACCAAUAAAUCUAUUGGCUCAAGACUUAAAAUUGAUUGAAGAAAAAAUAAAGAGUACAUCUCAUUCAUGGAAACCUCCAAUAUAUGAAGAAGCAAUUCAAAUGUCUCUUAUAUUUCACUCUGGGACUAUUCAAUAUAUGAAACAAGGAAUGAUGCAAGAAUGAAUAGACAAUUGCACUACAUUUGAAAUUGUUGCAGCUUUGAUUUGGAGAGCGAGGACCAAAGCAUUUGAAAUUCCACUUACUCAAAGUGUAAAAUUUUUAUUUGCAAUAGAUGUGAGGGGAUCAUUUAAUCCCCCAUUACCAAA